AUACACUUAAUAUUAUUUUUGUCUCCAGAAAAAGGAAAAUUCGUUUCUGGAAAAAGUUGAGAAGCCAAACGAUGCCGUAACGGAAGUCCAAAGGUAAUUAAAAUAGAAAUCAGAGUCCAAGAUCGUCGUCCAGACAAAACACGGAAAUCAAAAACCGGGUUGACUUCAAAUCUUGAACUUUGGUUUCACUGAUCUUCUCUUCCUUUAAGCUUCGAUGUCACUCUUAAACCAGCUUUUCAACAGGGGCGUUUUUGGUGCAAAAUGCAAAACAUGCUUAACAUUGGCGAUUUCGCGUAUAAAAUUGCUUCAAAACAAGAGAGAGUUGCAGCUCAAACAGAUGCGCAAAGAGAUAGCUCAAUUUUUGCAGGCUGGCCAAGAAGCAAUCGCUCGAAUUCGGGUGGAGCAUGUAAUACGAGAGCAGAAUAUAUGUACCGCAUAUUCAGUGUUGGAGCUGUUCUGUGAGUUUGUUCUUGCGCGCGUUCCCAUUCUUGAAAAUCAGAAGGAUUGUCCGACAGAAUUGCGAGAAGCUAUUGCAAGCAUUAUUUUUGCUGCUCCUCGAUGUUCAGAUUUGCCAGAUUUGUUGCAGAUCAAGAACUUAUUUACUUCAAAAUAUGGGAAGGAGUAUGUUGCAGCUAUUGCUGAGCUUCGUCCAGAUACUAGUGUCAACCGUACAAUAAUUGAGAAACUUUCAGUUAGUGCUCCAUCACCUGAGGCAAGGCUCAGUGUGUUGAAGGAAAUUGCAGAGGAGUACAAUGUGGUUUGGGAUUCCUUUCAAACUGAAGCAGCACUCAAUAAAAAGCAUGAAGAUUUACUGGGUGGAUCCAAGGAAAUAUACAGUGUAGCUUCAACUCCUCAAGCUUCUAUUAAGCCGAGCUCUCCAAGAUCUUCAACUUCUAAUGGGGCACAUCCUAUUCUGCCUUCGGAGAGUAGACUGGGAUCUCAACACCUUCAAAUUCCCAGCCCAACAAGCAUUAUGCCUAUUUUGAGUACUAAUGAAAUUGAACAAUCAGCUAAAAGUAGUAAUGCCGUUCUAGUUAGUGAUACUAAAAUGGGGACAACAUCACAAUCAUCUGAUGUAUUGGAAAGAGCUCGAGCUGCUAUUGCCUCUGCAGAACGUGCAUCUGCAGCUGCCCGUGCAGCUGCUCAGCUUGUGAAUGCUGAAUUUGGUUUGUUGAAACUAGAAGGGAAGUCAUCAUAGCACCAACAUGAUUGACCUGUUACAAUCUCAUAUCUUCAUGAUCUAACCUCACUAGCCUCCUCUUUUCCAGGGAUAGCUGGGAAAGAUUAAGUGCUGGAAGAAAGGAAAUAUGUAUGACUCAAGCUAAAACUGUUACUUUGGUAUUUGAAACAGUUGGAAGAGAACUGCAUUUGUUACUAAGAUAUCUUAUCUCCUAGUAUUGUUAUUUCUUUGUCCAUGAAGAUUGAGAAAAUUUCUUUUGCAGUUUGUUUCUGAAAGUUGUGAUUAACUGAAUAAAAUGUGUACUUUUUCUUAUCUGUCA
This is a messenger RNA of Mangifera indica (mango), 1499 nucleotides long. Its product is annotated as IST1 homolog. The record is from RefSeq and is a predicted model, not a curated record. Gene Ontology annotation, biological process: protein transport. The coding region runs from base 215 to 1198 and encodes 327 amino acids. The transcript is spliced from 6 exons. Lineage: Eukaryota; Viridiplantae; Streptophyta; Magnoliopsida; Sapindales; Anacardiaceae.